Messenger RNA from Ogataea parapolymorpha DL-1, 1680 nucleotides. RefSeq names its product putative glucosidase precursor. Gene Ontology annotation, biological process: cell wall organization. Gene Ontology annotation, molecular function: 1,3-beta-glucanosyltransferase activity; glucan endo-1,3-beta-D-glucosidase activity. The record is from RefSeq and is a predicted model, not a curated record. Lineage: Eukaryota; Fungi; Ascomycota; Pichiomycetes; Pichiales; Pichiaceae. Bases 1 to 1680 code for a protein of 559 amino acids. The transcript has a single exon. Gene Ontology annotation, cellular component: fungal-type cell wall; cell surface; extracellular region.
AUGCGUUUUUCAGUCGCUCUUUUAACUGUUCUUGCUACUGUGCAGGCUGUACCUGUGCCAAUGGCCAAGGUGAUCACCAGAAUGCACACAGCAGACGCCGUGACCACUACACAGAAUAACUACUAUACGGUGACGUCCACCAUUCCAAUCGUUGAGGUUCUUAUUUCCAACGGUGUGACCUACACCAAGACUCUUCUCACCAUUGCUUCCGGAAGCGAUAUCGAUGCUGUUCAGCCAACGACUACUGUGGUUGCCAAGGACCCAACUACGGCUGCCAGCCAGACUAGUGACUCAGUGGCUAUUGAGACACAGACCAGUAAUCCGGUGCCGACUGACACCAGCAUUUCUAGCACUUCUACGAGUUCGAGCCAGGAUUCAUCUGUGUCUGUGUCUGUUACCUCUGUACCAUCUAGCAGCUCAUCAGCCCCAGUUACCACCGAAGCUACCACGGAAGCAAGCACCGAAGCUACCACUGAGGCAUCCAGCACUACCACCUCUGAGGAAUUCGAUCUUGUUGGAUCUGUCAAUGUCGAAAACACAUCUACCAGCUCGAGCUCAACUAGCUCAAGCUCCCCUGUGACUACCACCAAGGUUUCUAGCACCACGUCUCCAUCCUCUACAGCCGAGCCUUCGAGCUCCACCGAGGUCUCUAGUUCGACCACCCAGGCCUCCUCGUCGAGUGAAACUUCAUCUUCCACUCAGCAGACUUCCUCGUCAACCGAAGCUACCAGCUCAACUAUCAAGUCAUCGUCUUCGUCGUCUUCUUCGUCUACGACAACUUCGUCCUCAAGCUCUGAGUCAUCAAGCUCCACAGCAAGCUCAACGACCUCGUCAGUUUCAUCUUCUACGUCUUCAUCGUCGGCAGCUUCUACCGUUACUCCUUCUGCAAUUGUCUAUUCUCCAUACACCGACUCAGGAUCCUGCAAAGACUACGAUACCGUUGAAAGCGAUCUGUCUCUGAUCCAGUCCAAGGGAAUUGGCGAGGUCAGAAUUUACGGAAACGAUUGCAACUAUCUCACUACCGUGCUCCCAAUCUGCGCAAAGAAAGGAAUCAAAGUCGACCAGGGCUUCUACAUCAGCUCCUCCGGCGUGAACUCCAUUGACGAUGCUGUUACUGAGCUAAUCCAAGCCGUCCAGGACUCCUCUUCUGGAUUUGAUUGGGAACUCUUCUCUUUCUUCAGCGUUGGUAACGAGGUUAUCAGCAACGGCUACGCUACGGUCAGCGACCUGAUUGACAAAAUCAACUCUGUCAAGUCGCAGCUGCAAAGUGGUGGAUACACAGGAAAGGUCACAACCGCUGAACCACCUAGCACGUACGAAAACUACCCUGACCUGUGCACAAGCUCCAACAUCGACUUUGUCGGCAUUAAUGCUCACGCCUACUUCGAUCAGUACAUCAGUGCAGCAGACGCUGGAACAUUCCUUACCGACCAAGUUAAAGUGACUCAGAAGGCUUGUCCGAACAUGGAAGUCAAGGUUGUGGAAACCGGAUAUCCAAGUCAAGGAAAACAAAACGGAGGCAACAUACCGUCUCCAGAGAACCAGAAGACAGCCAUCAAGAAGAUCCUCGAGGAUUUCGGCCCCGAGGUGACUAUUCUGACAACCUACAACGAUUUCUGGAAAGACCCAGGCCCUUAUGGAAUUGAACAAUAUUUCGGAGUGAUCGAUAUUCUGGAGUAA